UUUAAUUUCUGUCAAUUGACAAGAUUGUCAACAUUGGAAAGUGUACCUAUCUCAGCAUAAUAAUUAUAGUGUUUAAAACAAUUGUUUGUUAGUUUUACCAUUUUAAGUUAUAAAAAAUGUUUGUAAGAUAAAUUUGAGAUUACUACUGGGAUAUGUAAAAGCCGGUCAUGCCUGAAAAAUGAAAAUACAGCGAUACGCCACCUGGUAUAUAUGAUAUAAAAUUUAAAGUUUAUGAGCGAAUUUCUACUGUCGAAGUAAAUUUGAUAAUUAUAUAAAGAAAAAAUAUCAUUUUUGUGGAAUUAAUAAAUUCUAUUUUUGCUAAUGGUAUUGAUUAUGUAGUGGUGUGCGACAAAUGUGAAAAAAAUUAGCCAAAGUAAUAACACCAGAUUCGCAUGGAAAGCAGAAGUUUCAAACAGAACUAAAAGCGUUGGACGUAAAAUCGGCGAAAACAUACAUGGCAAUUUGCAUUAUUGCCAAUAUUUUAAUUAUGAAAAGGAAAAUCUGUACGAUGUGUGGCAAAAAAUUGAUUGACACUAAAUGUUAAAGACAGUCUUCCGCGUGAAAAUUUGAGAAAAAACUACAAUUCAAAAUGAAUACUCGGAUGUUUCAACAUAAAAAUCUUCCUCUUCAUUAUGCUAUGUCUUGUGGAGAUAAAGAAAUUGUAAAAGAGCUUUUACAAGAAAAUAUUAAAAUUGAUGAUCACGAUGUGACUGGUAAGACCAUACUACACUAUGCAGUUGAAUCGAAAAACUUAAUAAUUGUUAAGGAGGCAUUAAAAUAUAAUCCUGAUAUUAAUAAUGUAGGCAAUAGUAGUUCUCUUAUAACUGCAUUGAAUGGAGAUGGAGAUGAGAAUAAAAAGAUUUUUCAAGUUCUUGUAGAAUAUGGAUUUAAUGUCAAAUCCAUAGAUGCAGAAAAUCCUCAGCAUUUAAUUUCUGCAGCUGAAAAAGGAUGUUUUAAGAUUGUCCAAGAAUUACUAAAAUAUGAUGUUGAUAUUAACUAUUCUGGCCGGGAUGGAAGAACCGCAUUGCAUUAUACAACUAUGAAAAACUAUUCUGAUGAUGAUAAUAAUAUUAAAAAAGAAAUUGCUUCAAUUCUUAUAAGUAAGGGCGCCAAUGUGAAUUCAAUAGAUUCAUAUAAUAGAACAGCACUUCAUAACGCUUCUCAAAAUGGACUUGUAAAAAUUGUUGAGGUUCUAUUGGAACGUAAUAUAAAUGUAAAUGCUAAGGAUUUGAAUUCAUACACUGCUUUGCACUUUGCAGCUGUAAAUGGCCAUGAAGAGAUUGUCAAAUUAUUGUUAGAAUUUGGUGCCGAAGUUGAUUCUAAAACAAAUGAUGGCAGCACACCAUUUCAUCAUUCUGCUGCAAGAGGAAAUAAGAAAAUAUGUGAAAUACUUUUGAAUAAAGGAGCAAAUAUAAAUGCUAAAAAAAAGAAUUCAGAAACCGCAUUGCAUUCUGCAACUGAUUAUGGUCAUCAAGAGGUUGUAAAAAUAUUGCUAGAUUUUGGCGCCAAAGUUAAUACUAAAACUGUUGAUGGCAGGACACCACUUCAUCUUUCUGCUGAAUUAAGUAGAAAAGAAAUCUGUCAAAUGCUUUUGAAUAGAGGCGCUGAUAUAAAUGCUAAGUAUAAGAAUUCAUACACCGCAUUGCAUAUUGCAACUUUACAUGGUCAAGAAGAAAUUGUAAAAACAUUGCUAGAUUUUAACGCUAAAGUUAAUUCAGAAACUGAAGAUGGCGUAACACCUCUUCAUAUUUCUGCUACAAGGGGUUUUGAUUCACCUAACCAUGAAAUUUGUAAAAUACUUUUAAAUAAAGGAGCUGAUGUGAAUGCUAAGAAAAAGAAUUCAGAAACAGCAUUGAACAUUGCAAUUAAAGAACGUAAUGAUAAAGUCAUACAAACAUUAUUAGAAUACGGUGCCGAAAUUGAUUCUAAAUCCAAUGAUUGCACCACACUAUUUUAUCAUUUUGCUGGUAUUGGAGAGGAAGAAACAUGUAAAUUGCUUUUGAAAAAAGGAGCUGAUGUAAAUGCUAAGCUAGAGAAUUCAUUAACAGCAUUACACAUUGCAACUCAACAUAGUUAUAAAAGUUUUGUAGAAAUAUUGCUUGAAUUUGGCGCAGAAGUUGAAUGUACAAAUAAUAAUGGCGACACACCACUUCAUUUUUCUGCUCAAACUAAAAAUACAGAAAUCUGUAAAAUGCUUUUGAAUAAAGGAGCUGACGUAAAUGCAAUAAAUGAUUAUGAAGGCACUGCCUUGCUCUAUGCAAUUCAACGUCGUCAUGAAGAGUUAGUAAAAUUAUUGCUUGAAUUUGGUGCCGAAAUUGAUUGUAAAUAUCGUAAUUAUAAUGUACCUAGUGAAUUGCGUAAAGUUAUUGAUUGUAACUUAAUUAAAAGAAAAACGGCAAAUUUAUUUGUAAGCGAAAACAGUCUAUUAUUUUUUAGCGACAGUCUUAUAGGAAGUGAUUUUCAGCAAGAAUGCGAGAAAGAAGUAUUAUCCUUGAAGCAUGAAAAAAUUAAUAACACAUACAUUUCUUUUUUUGACAUAUUAAGUAAAGAUUGCUUAUUAGCAAUGUACAUGAAAAAUGAGAAUAUUGUGCAGACUCUAAAAUCAUUGAAUUAUAAAAGAAAGUUUCCAAUUUACGGCAACAUGAUAGAAUGUAAUUUUCUAAAGGGUAUGAGAAGAAGAGAGUUACUAGACAAAUGUUAUAAAAUUUUUCCUCUUUUAUGUAACAACUUUACCGAGUCACCACAAUGCUAUACUGAAAAAAUACUUAGUUACCUAAAUAACAAGGACUUAAGUAUUUUAAUUAAAACAUGUCUCCCUGUUGACAAGUAAACUUACAAUUAGUUUGAAGGAAUUUUAGAUAGGCAGAUCUGUUUUUUUGUAAUAUAGAAAAUUACUACGCAAAUGCUCCUUCGAAAUUAUUUUUUUCUCUAUUUAUAUGAAUUUUUUUGUUCUUUAAAAAUUGUUACACUUUUUUUGUAAAGUUAAUAUUAAUUAACAUAUUUAAAAAUAUAAGGUAAAAUAAAUGAGAAACUAAAUCAAAAAAUUCAUCAUAAAGUUAAUAGAAGUUCUUUAUUCCUGGAGAAUAGGAAAUAAUAUAUUUAAGUUUGGUAUUUUUAUACUUAUAUAUACAUAAUCAGAAUUAAUAUUAAGUAAGUAUUGUAUUUGUAAUAAAAAAU
This is a messenger RNA of Leptopilina heterotoma, 3177 nucleotides long. RefSeq names its product putative ankyrin repeat protein RF_0381. Gene Ontology annotation, molecular function: protein binding. Lineage: Eukaryota; Metazoa; Arthropoda; Insecta; Hymenoptera; Figitidae. The record is from RefSeq and is a predicted model, not a curated record. Gene Ontology annotation, cellular component: nucleus; cytoplasm. Bases 590 to 2830 code for a protein of 746 amino acids. The transcript has 3 exons.